Messenger RNA from Caenorhabditis auriculariae, 2861 nucleotides. NCBI's taxonomy places the organism in Eukaryota, Metazoa, Nematoda, Chromadorea, Rhabditida, Rhabditidae. The record is from the annotation of a GenBank genome assembly.
AUGGCCGAUCAAAAAGGGGAGAAAAAGCGGAAACAACUGGCUAACGGCGUCGCACGGUUACCCGCUUAUAUAGGAAAUCUCGGACUUGCUAAGCGUCGCAGCUGCCCGAAAAGGAAGAAAAAACGGACGGCGACGCCUGAACCACAAAAAGUGCUCCUGCUUCCUCAGCUAGCCCAAGCUUAUAUUUUUCUGGGGGUGUCAUCUUUGUUGAUUUUUGAUGUCUGGGGCUGAAAUCAGUACUCUAUCGACUUGAAACAAUGAAGAAAGUCUUCAAGGGAGAUUUUCUUUGAAAAAUUCCCUCAAUGGUCGUUUUUCAUUAUUCUCAAUUUUGUGAAUGACUUCAUUUUAAAGGUAAAAAGAGAUUUUUCAGAAACAUCAGCAUCGUAGUGGAAACCGACGCUCCAGGAAAUGUGGAACUUUAUGUUUCUUAUCAGGUAAAACUCGAGCUUUUACUUUAAAAUUAAACCAAAGAAAAACAAAUUUUCGUCACAAAAAGGAGACUUUUUGCAAAAUGUUUCUUUUGAAACUUCAUAAUGUGACGAUUCUUCUAUGUUUGACAUUGUAUUGUAUUAAAUAUCAAAGUCACGGCCAGCUUUUGUAACUUUGAACUGAACUUUGAAAUUUCGAGGAACUUGAUGUCGAAAACUGAAAAAGUUUUCAAACUAAAUGAAGAUAGCGAAAUGAAAAUUUUCAAAAUUUCCGGACAAUAAAAAGAUUUUAGGUCUACUGCGCCAGCUGGAAACCAGCCUACGACAUUCGCGCCAGCACAGCCGAAGAGCCAGACCAAGCCAAUACCGUCCAGGUGUCUAAUCUUAUUUCAAUAUCAAUAAAAUAAGAAGUUGUAGUUGUGUUACUACGGCCUGGUAGAACAGAACACCGGGGACGACUGGAGAGACUGCGACGUCGUUCUUUCGACGGCGGCUCCUUCUGUUGGCGGAUCUCCACCUCCGCUUUCCACCCUGGCGGCCAGUCUUCAUCGGCCAACCAGAGGGUUUUUCUCAACUGAAUUCUGAAAGUUCAAGACAGUGUCUAUAGGCAAAGACAGCGCCACGCGUCGUCCGCUCGCAGAAAGCCCAUGUCGGCGGCUUCCGAAGAGGACAUGGGAUUCGGAUCUUUCGAUUACAACGAAAUAAUUGAUGCUGCCGCUUUGCACAGGUUCUCCGUAUAUUUUUUGGGAUUUGAUUGUAUAAAAUAUUUCCAGAUACACUACUGGAAUCCACAGCAGAAGCAGCGAGGAGAACAGCGUUUCCAUGCCGGUAAUAAUUCUUUAGAAAAUAUGUGGUUGGAUAGUUACAAAAGCAGCAUUAUUUUCGAUCUCACUAUUCAGAAAUGAAAUUUUUUUAACUUUUAAGCCUCAUAAAUUAUGUCAAAGAUUGUUCAUGAAAAACUACGCCUCAUUUCGGAGAGUUACAUCAGAAUUCUCUCAUUUUUCAACUUCGGGGAAAGUCAUUCAUAAUUUUCUUCAGGGGGCUGAGCAAAUGAUCUCGACGUGUUUCUCCAUCCCACGAGCCGUUUCCAUCGUCAGUAACGGCGCUGAACACAAACUUCUCAUUGGAAUCGUGAGCCUUUUCCAAAAACAUAUGUAAAAUGAAAUAAUGUUUGCAGCUUGAUCUGGCGUGUGCUUUCUCGCACGAAACUGUUCCAUCCAGAUCGACAGCGGCUUAUCUUUCCGCCCUGGUCACCAAUAUCUCAGCUUUGCCUCUUUUGCCUGGUCCAGCUAAUAUCUACGUGAACAACUGCUUCAUCACCAAGGUCUCGAAUCAUUCAUGAAGAAAGAUAAUGACCUUCUUCAUAACAAAGCUAACUUUUGAAACGUGUCUUCUUGGGAUCUUCAAGCACAGAAAUAUUCAAAAUAAUGAGAAAGUUGAAAAAUGAAGAAAACCCUGCAAAAAAUAUCUACCUGAAACUUGAAUGAAAAGCUUCAUUUCUCUUAACUUUUUUUAGUUUUUCUUUAGCAUACGAAUGAACCGCUUAAAAAAGAAGUUUCUCUAAAAAAUAUAGACCAAAAUCACAAAAAUAAGAAAUCUUCAAGAUAGUCCUUCAAACUCUAAAAGUAUUUUUUACUGCCCAUAUUACAUCGAAAUUUAGACACACCUGCGUCUAGUUUCACCUGGAGAAGAGUUCCGGUGUUCUCUGGGAGUUGAUCCCUCUGUCAAGGUCGAAUAUAAACCACCAACUGUUUCUCACGAACAGGUAAAUCUUUCCAGGUGUUUUUCUCACAAUUUACAUAUUUUUUCAGGUGGGGUUUAUGUCAAAGAGCACGUUGGUGAUCCACGAACAAGUCAUUUCGUUGAGAAGCGCCAAAAUCUUCCAGGGCGUCAAAAUAACUGUCAAAGAGCAGAUCCCCAAAAGCAACGACGACAAAAUCAAGGUAAUUAAAACUUUUUUAUGGGGGCUAGAAAAACGAAAGAUUAUUUUUGAAAAAAGUUAUGUGUCUCCCAAAAAGAUUCGAAUCAUGAUUCGAAGCAUGUUUCGUUGUUGAAUUGUACAUUGCGCCAAACUUUUCGCUGAAAUAUCUGCGCAAACAAAGCCGUCUCAUAUCCCACGCCAAAACUAGUCCCAAAAACUGUCCGGAUCAAGGCGGUGAUCAGGUGGCCGAGUGGUUAAGGCGAUGGACUGCUAAUCCAUUGGGGUUUCCCCGCGUGAGUUCGAAUCUCAUCCUGAUCGAAUCAUUUUUGCAGGUCUCUGUGAUGAGUCCAGAGCUGAAGGCGACAAAAACGGCGUCGUGCGAGGCGCGACUCAACAAAGAGCACAACCUCGAGUGGACCGUCGUUUUGGCUCCAGGCCAGACUCGCGACCUCGCCGUCCGCUACACCAUCGAGCACCCUGCGUCUGAAAGUCUUGCCUACAAACUCGUUUGA